Molecule: messenger RNA, 1587 nt
Organism: Cyprinodon variegatus (sheepshead minnow)
Lineage: Eukaryota; Metazoa; Chordata; Actinopteri; Cyprinodontiformes; Cyprinodontidae
Gene: st3gal3
Product: ST3 beta-galactoside alpha-2,3-sialyltransferase 3
Exons: 7
Coding region: 1-759 (252 amino acids)
Molecular function (GO): sialyltransferase activity
Source: RefSeq, a predicted model, not a curated record
AUGACUCCAGCCUUGUCGAACACGACAGAGAGAAUAAUUGACAGCAUUUUAACUGCCACGAAAUAUUACGGCCUUGGAAAGGAGCUAGACAGAGUCAAAUGUAAAAGAUGCAUCAUAGUGGGGAACGGGGGAAUCCUGUAUAAUAAGUCUCUGGGCUCCCGUAUUGAUGAAUACGAUGUUGUCGUAAGGUUGAACGAAGCCCCAGUAAGCGGCUACAAGAGAGACGUUGGGACCAAAACUACGAUGAGGAUCACCUACCCAGAGGGCGCCAUCCAGAAACCUGACAGCUACGAAAAAGACUCGCUCUUCGUCUUUUCUGCUUUCAAACCGCUUGAUUUCAAGUGGCUCAGACAGAUGGUCUUCAAGGAAAGGCUGAGGGGAACGGAGGGGUUCUGGAAGUCCGUAGCGCAGUAUGUGCCUCGGGACCCAACAGAGAUGAGAAUCCUCAAUCCAUACUUCAUCUACGAGGCUGCGUUCCACUUCAUAGGCCUGCCGUUCAACAACGGGUUAAUGGGCAAAGGGAACAUUCCAACUUUGGGAACCGUUGCUAUAACGAUGGCGCUGCAUAACUGUGACGAGGUGGCGGUGGCUGGUUUUGGCUACGACAUGACAUCUCCUCACGCUCCUCUGCACUACUACGAGAAUGUCAAGAUGUCCGCCAUUAAAGAGUCUUGGACUCACAACAUCUCCAAGGAGAAGGAGUUUCUCCGUAAGCUGGUUAAAGCCAACGUUAUCACGGAUCUCACCAAAGGAAUCUGAGUUUACACCCACAUCCUCCCUCUGCCGCUUCCACGGAAGACCGACCUGAAAGCUGGAACGCAGCGAGAACCCCCUCAGGGCGGGGGGUUGAUGAAAGAUGCUCUUGCGUGCCUUCAGAACUGAACCAUGACUCAGUAGGACCGGACCUGCCGGCGGCGGCGUGCCAAGCGGCCGCGCCGCUUCAGACGUACUGUAUCAGUGUGAGGACGGCGGCCCUGCAGGCUCUCUGCUCCUGGACCCGGGGCGGCGUGUGGGGGACGGGUCGCGCAUUAGCAGUGCCAAACGCGCCGGGGAGCCCCCCCACCCCCCUCCUGUUUUGCCUGAAUGUAUUCUCUUUACUCUGUAAAUAUCAAAGGUUUGUACUGUGCUUUUUACCGAGCUGCAGUAGCUCCAUCACCUCAUCCGCCUCCUUCCAAUCAUGGUGUCAUUGAGUCCGAGUCCGUGUCCCGACCCGUUCGCAAAUCAAUCUUCACCUCCAAACGGAACGUUUGAACAUUAAUCACCGUCAAAGGCCUGUUUGUGUUGGAUGGAGAUGUGGUUAGAAAAGCUCUAAUUGAAAGUGGCCUCAUGUUGCAGAGCAGGUUUACAGCCAUUACACCUCCUUAUUCAUCAUGUGUCUCAGCCCCCCCACCCCUCCUCCCCAGCCCAACUACAUAUCUUCUUCUUCUUCUUCUUCCUUCAUAUCUUCUUCUUCUUCUUCUUCCUUCAUAUCUUCUUCUUCCUUCUCAGCCAUGGAGGUCAUCUGGCUGCAUACCUGAGGUCAGACACCAUCAAAGUCUGAAGUUUAUAAUGAGGAAAUGAAGCAAAUUUAUUUAAUGAUGCAACAAU